Messenger RNA from Adineta ricciae, 1224 nucleotides. Lineage: Eukaryota; Metazoa; Rotifera; Eurotatoria; Adinetida; Adinetidae. The record is from the annotation of a GenBank genome assembly.
AUGCAGGAACGACAGUUAAUUUUCGAAUCUGUUUUACCAAGUGAACUUGACCCGGCAAGAUAUUCCAAACCAGUGAUUGAUGGCAUCGAACAAGCUUUAACAGUUACGUGUACGAAUGGUAAAACAGUAACACAUAAUCCUGCCGAACCGAAAGUCGCUCCAUCGAUAAAAAAUGAUUUCGAUGAUGACGAAUUAGUUGCGUUCGCUGAGAAUUUAGAGAAUAUUUCUCCGGAAGAAUUGGAAAGACGUGCGAAGAAAAAAGAACGUCCGAACAAUCCCUUGUUCAAGUAUCGCCGCGGUGUUCUUUCUGUAUCGGAUUUAUCCGCACAGAUCUGGUGUGAACAACAAUUGUAUUAUAAAUUUCUGUAUCCAUUCGUUCUUAACGACGAAGGAGAGAUCAAACGUGUUGAUGAUAAGCCACAUAUGUUAUGCGGAACAGCAUUACAUUUGGAACGUGAGUUGGAAAUUCAGACGAAAGUCUCGAUCGAGUGUAAAACACGUGAAGAUUCUUACGGAGUGCGGCUGUUAAAUAUGGUCCAAGGAAUUAAUGGUUUAUUAACCUGGAAUAAACCAAAUGAACGAUAUAUAACACGUGAAAUGCCUAUUUUUGGAAAUAUGUACGGCGGUAAAUUGUAUUUUCGUGGGAUAAUUGAUGAGAUUAAUUACGAUCCACGAACGCAUCAGUUAGAAGUUGUGGAAUUCAAGACUCGGGCAUCGAAAACAGCGCCGAAACCGCAGCAAACGUACACACAUGAAGUCCAAGUGAAUAUUUAUCGCACAUUACUCGAUGAACUUAUUCAAGGAGAAGUCGACAAAAGUCUCUAUUUCGAACGGUUUAAUUUGCAACCAUCCACAUCAUUGUGUGAUGCAGUUAGAAAUGAAUAUAAAGACCGGGGAUUUCCAGAUAUUGAUACAUUGGAAAAUGCUUUUGAUUUAUUAAUGAGAUUAGCAUUUCGAAUGCCGACAAUUACAACUAAUGGUGCUAUUGAAUAUAUUUUACAAUCGGAUGCCACUUGGAAGCAUCGAAAAGAGUUUCAACGUGACGAAAAACAUCUUCAAGAUUUACUGAUCAAAUCCGAGCCAUUUUGGCUCGGUACACGUGAGCCAGAAGGUGUGGAUAUCGAAGAUGCCUUCAAAUGUCAAUGGUGUGACUAUGGAGAAAUUUGUGCAUGGCGUGAAGAAAAAGCCAAUGAGUUUUCACGAAAAAAGAAACGACUGAAUUGA